Molecule: messenger RNA, 586 nt
Organism: Ananas comosus (pineapple)
Lineage: Eukaryota; Viridiplantae; Streptophyta; Magnoliopsida; Poales; Bromeliaceae
Product: small EDRK-rich factor 2-like
Exons: 3
Coding region: 183-383 (66 amino acids)
Source: RefSeq, a predicted model, not a curated record
UCGCGGUCAAAAUUGGAAUUUGGGACUCGCGGACCCUAAACUCGCUCUCUCCUGCUUUCCUUUCUUCACCGGUUUAUUUAUUUCUUUUGUUUUCUAACUUUCGCAAAACUUUCGCGAAUUCGGUCUUUGCGCUCGCCGUGACCACAGGUCUCUCUCUCCUUCCUCCUCCGUCACCAGAGAAUAUGACCCGCGGCAAUCAGAGAGAGCGCGAUCGCGAGAGGGCGCAGGCCCGGAAAGCCGGCGGGAAAGGGAAAGACGAUGGGUUGACUCCCGAGCAGCGACGCGAGAGGGAUAAGAAGGCUCUGGAAGAGAAGGCUGCCAAGAAGGCCGCCGGGGGAGGGGCCUCGACGGACACGAAAAAGAAAGGAACCGACAAAAAGUAACGAGGCUUAUUUAGUUGAGUGUGACGUCAUGUACUCUUAUCUUUUCCGUUCAUCUCCUUUAUGUCUUGCAAGAUUGUGCCCUUUGGAGGUCUGUUUGCGUCUGGUAUAGUUGGUUUUUUGAAUUGAAAACCGUUUGUCAGGAGUUAUAUGUAACUGUCUAGCUUCAAUAAGUUAGCUGUCUGUGCUUGCAUCUUGUUUUGCUA